UUAUUCAUUACAUAUUCGAUGAGAGAGCGAUCGUGCAAUUGUUGCCUUACAUCGAUCAAAAGACAAACUGACCAGUGUGCAUUGUAUUGUUGCUCUAUCUUGGAUGUCAUUCAGUUUUAACGCACAAUUUUUACUCGCGAACUCUGAAUAUAUCAUCUUUUUUUUUUGUUUCAUUUGUUUAUCUGUAACAUUCAACGGCAACGGCUAGUAAUACGAUACAUCUGGAUUGUGAGGGAGACUCAGAGAAAGAGUCAACAAAACGAAACAGACGAAGAAGUAUCAGUUUCAAGGCAACAUAUCGGACCCACACACAAAUAAACCAAAUAAAAAAAAAACGAAAAAUUAACGACGAAAAAAUGUCAAUUUAUUGAAAGAGUUGAUUCAACAAAGAUCAACGGUUUUGCGAUAUGAGUGUAUGUGUAGUGCAUAUGUUUGAAACGGUCAAUUGAAUUUUUAUGAUAUUUAUCGGACAAAGUCGUCGAUUCGAAACCGAAAACGAAAACAAAAAAAAAAAUAAUUUAAAAAUAAACGAGGAGAAUAAAAACAGUUUGAUUUUGCCGAUACGUUUGCAAUAAACAUUGAAAAUCUAGUUCGAAGUAGCCGAAGAUCGCUGUGUUGAUAUGUGUGAAUGAAUUUUGAAGAGUCGAGCGAAAAAAAGGAGCAAAACAUAUAAAUACCAAAAAGCAACGAAUUCAAUGUGAACAUCAUAUACAUGCACAUCAAAGAGCGAUGACGAGCAGCCGGUGUGCAAAUGCCAAUUUAAUGAGCGAACGUCGGCAUAUAUACGUAUCUGUUUCUAAGUAUUCACUUGCGCGCAACACUCAAUAUAGAAGCUGCUGUGCAUCAAUUUGCUGAUUUCAUUCGGCGUACUGAUUUAGAAGAAACGACGAGACUCAUUCAUUAUUAUAUUUUUCUGCGAAAUUGUUCAGUUAAGAAUAGUGCCAGACAGACAAAAUAAGUGAAAAACAAAAGAAAAAGAAAAACACCAACCAGUGCGUCUUAAAAAAGAACACGAAAACAAGGGAAAUCGUUUAGAUAUUGUGUAGCUCAGUUUGUUCACAGUGAUUUUUUUUUCGCAUCUCAUAUUCAAAAUGUGCUAUUAUGCGGUGAUAACAUGUCGCAGUUUGGCAUGGUUUUUAUUAACCAUUGUUGCCGAUCUAUUUAUUUUAACGGCAAUGGAGAGUCCAAAAUGGCUUGUGGGUCCUCAAUCAUACAUCAUAGACGAUUCAAUGGCCGAGAAUACAACCAUACAACGAUAUCCAUCGGUUGGAAUUAAUACUCGAUGCAUUCUAAUGAAGAAUGUAAAUGCAGUUAAUUUCAACUGUGGUCCAUUUGAUUUAGAUGGAUUUGCGACUGAAAAUAAUGUCUAUCCACUGCCAUGGAAAUUUGCCAGGUUUUUCAUCGUUUUGGGUUUUAUUAUAAUGACAUUGACCUUAAUUUUAACAUUGGCCACAUUUUGCCGUCAAUCGAUAUUUGGAAAGAGCAUUCACACUAUCACCGGAUCUGCUCAAGCAUUUGCAGCGAUUUGUGUGCUGAUUGCAUUAUUUUUGCAUCCGUUUGCAUGGGGUCAUGAUCGUGUAAAACGCUUAUGUGGAUCAGAAUCUUCAGCCUAUUGGCCAUCCGAUUGUAGUUUGGGAUGGUCAUUGUAUUGUGCCAUAAUAAGUGUGAUUUUUGGUUUUGUUUGUGCAUCGAUGAGCAUAAAAGCUGAAUCGGCAAAUAUGAAUAUAAAUGUGAAGAGACGUAUCGAGGCUGGAGAAAGAUUACUAUGUGUCAUGUGAAUACUACUACUCUAUAUAGUAUAUGUGCUUUAUUACAAUCAUUUGUAGAGAAGUUUUUGGUCUUCGUAAAAAACAAAAGGAAAAACAAUGUCUCAGGAAUUCACUUUGAAAUUACAAAUUUUACACUAAUCAAUUCUAACAUUCAAAUACGCUCACGCACACACGCACACAUAUAAUUGUAAUGCAUGAAUAUUCUCGCACGAGAAACGAAAAACAGAUUAUGAUGAUGUGCCGAGUUUCAAACAGUUGAUGUCGAACUGAGGAAGGAACAAAUUUAAAAAAUAAUAAUGUAUUAUUGAACGUGCACCUUUUUUGAUACAUUUCAAAAGAUUUUUUCACAAAAAUAUAUUUUAUAAACGAAAAUAUAAUAUUCCAAAAUCAUAUAUGCAUAUGAUACAUUUGUCAUUUUGUUGAUUUUUUUUUUAUAUUAAUGAAGAAAAGAAGAGCUAAAAUUUAUUAAACCCACAUAAUCCAAAGAUGUUAGAAACACAUUUGCGAAAGCAAUUAAAAUACUUAUUAUGAUAUCAUCCCGUUCAAUUGGAGCAUCACUAACAAAAAAUGACGGACCACAUGAAUUGCCGCACAUUCUCAGAUUCCGAAACGUGGUUUAAUCAUUUUUUUUUUGCUCGUAAAAAACACUUCUUUGUGUAGUCAAUGUUCUUUGUGUUAUUAUUAUUCAUUUUUUUUUUAAAUUAAAACUAACAUAAUGUACGGAACA
Molecule: messenger RNA, 2496 nt
Organism: Contarinia nasturtii (swede midge)
Lineage: Eukaryota; Metazoa; Arthropoda; Insecta; Diptera; Cecidomyiidae
Product: LHFPL tetraspan subfamily member 2 protein
Exons: 6
Coding region: 1092-1778 (228 amino acids)
Cellular component (GO): membrane
Source: RefSeq, a predicted model, not a curated record